AUGGGGCCGCGUCUCGCCGCCGCGGCGCUGCUGCUGGCCGCCGCCGCCGACGGCGCGUCGCUGGCCGUCGUCGGCGCGACGAACGGCACGCUCGCCGUCUGCGCCUACGACCGCCUGCGCUUCGCCUGGACGGUGAGCGGCGCCGAGGCCGCGGCGCACUCCGACGUCUGGGUGGGCCUCUUCGGCGCGCCGACCGCCGUGGGCGCGCCCGGCGCCGGCGCGCUCGCGCGCGUCGACGCCGACGCGGCCCUGGACCUGCGCGGCGACGGCGACCUGCCGCGGGAGCUCCACGACGAGGCCGGCGGGCCCGCGGUCGCGGCGCGCGUCGUCGCGAUGCGGUGGCUGCCCGAGGACUGGACCAUGGCCCUCGAGUUCGACGCGCCGACGAACGCGCCGCCCGUCGCCGACGUCGCCGCCUUCGAGCGGCUCGUGCGCACGAACGUCGCGCUGCGGGCCGCGAGCUUCCGCUGGGACGACGGCGGCCGGACGUUGGUCGCCCGCGUCAACGCGCCGGGCGACGCGGAGGCCAUCGCGGCGCGCUUCGAGGACCGGUCCUUCGAGGCGGCGGCGGCGCCCUGGCCGCCGCCGCGAAAACCGCCGGCGACCGUCGAGGGCGAGGCGCGGCUGCGCCUCGCCGUCGCCGGCGAGUACACCGCGGCGCUCGUCGUCGGCGACGCCGUCGCCGCCGUCGCGGCGGCCACUGUCACCGUCGAGGCCUGCGCCGACGCCGUCGUCGUCGACGUGGACCGCGCCGCCGCCGCGGAGGCGCUCGCGCCGCCCGCGCCGCCCCUCGCGCCCUGGUGGGACGCGCGCGGCGUCUUCGCGACCGCGGGCGACAACGCGCUGAAGAUCCCCGCGGAGGAGCUGCCGCUGCUCGGCCGCGGCGACUUCAGCCUCGCGUUCUGGAUCUACGUCGCCGAGGAGCCGUCGGGCGCGCACCGGGGCGUCUUCUUCAAGGGCGACGUGGGCCGGCUCGGCGGCGCGCGGACGCCCAGCGCGUGGCUCCUGCCGGACUCGAACCGCCUCGCGCUCCGCGUGUCGACGCACGCGGGCGGCGACGACGUCGGCGCCGACACGGAGCUGCCCCUGCCGACCUACGCCUGGACCCACGUCGUCUUCUCUUUCGCGAACCGGACGGCGAAUCCCGAGCCGCGCGCGGACGGCCGCCUCGCCAGGUUCGUCUUCGGCUUCUACGUCGACGGCAGGCGCGACUCGACGCUCGACUUCUACGACGACGUCGCCUGGAACGACGGCGCCCUCCACCUCGGCCGCGACCCGGACCGGCGGGGGUUCCGCGGCGCGUUCGCCGACGCGGCCGCGUUCCCCUUCGCGGCGGAUCCGGCGGCGGCCGCGGCGCUCCACGCGGCGGCGCUGGCGACCUUCCCGCCGGAGGCGCGCGACGUCGAGCACCUGGCGCCGACGGCCUUCGCGCCGCCAAAAGCCGCGGAGGAUCCGCCGGGACGGGGCCCGGACGCGUUGUCCGUCGACGCGGCGGUCGAAAACGACGGCGCGUGGGACGACGCGGUCCGCGCGACGGAGGCCUGCGCGCCGCGCGCGGCGCGCGUCGCGCUCUACGAGGCCGCCGCGGCCGGGCGCCACGCCGCCGCCGCGAGCCGCACGGCCGCGGAGCUGUUGCUCUACGGCGCGGAGCGACGCGCGACGGGGCCCGCGCGGUGCGCGCGCGAAACCGGCGCCGCGGACGCGCCCCGCGCGGCGGCGCACCUGCGGCGCGCGGCGGCGCUCCGCGACGCCGCGGCGACGCGCAUGCUCGCCGUGCUCCACCUCGCGGGCCUCGCCGACGCCGCGCCCGCGGCGCGCGCGCUCCCCGCGCCCGGCGCCGUCGCCGCGCCCGCGGAGCCCAUCGUCGCCUGCGCCGUCGGCGCCGCCGUCGCGGGGCGGUCCUGCGACGACCGCGCGACGUCCGCGGGCCUGCGCCUCCUCCUCGCGGCGGCGCUCUUAGGCGACGCGCGCGCGGCGAUGGCGCUGUCCAAGCGCUACCGCGAGGGCCGCGGCGUCGCCAAGUCCGUCGAGGCCGCCGCGUGGUACGCGCGCGCCGCGGCGGUCGCGGGCCGCGACGAGUACCACACCGUCGGCGAGCAGACCCACGUCGAGCUCGACCGCCUCAGCGACGAGCGCUUCGACGACGGCUCCUUCGACGACGGCCAGCGCGGCGACGACGACGCGGCGAUCCAGGCGCAGAUGCUCCGCGCCGAGGCCGGCGACGUCGACGCCCUCGUGGCGUCGGGCGACCUGCUCUACUGGGGCGCGCGCGGCGUCGCGCGGGACCAGGCCCGCGCGCGCCGCUUCUUCGGCCGCGCCGCGGACUCGGGCCACGCGCACGCGAGGUGCCUCUACGCGGCCAUGCUCCUGCGGGGCGAGGGCGGGCCGCCGGACCACGCGGCGGCCGUCGCCCACUACGAGGCCGCGGCGGCCGCGGGGAGCGCGAAGGCCCUGAACGGCCUCGGCUACGAGUACUUUUACGGCCACACGCUGGACCAGAACGCGACCAAGGCCUUUGGCUACUUUUCCGAGGCGGCGCGCCUCGACGCCGACGGCGACUCGAACUUCAACGCCGCGCACUGCCUCGCCACGGGCACGGGCGUCGCGCGCGACGGCCGCGAGGCCGCGGUCUUGUACGAGCGCGCGGCGACGCGCCACGGCCACUUCGACGCGGCCUUCGAGCUCGCCCUCGUCAAGUACGAGGGCCGCGGCGGCGUAGCGCGGGACCCGGCGCGGGCCCUCGACUUCUUCGACGCGUGCGCGCGCGCGGGCUGGGCCGCGCGCGACGUCCGCGCGGGCUUCGACGCGUUCCUGGCGGGCGACGGCGCCGCGGCGCUGCUCUGGUACGCCGAGGCCGCCGAGGUGGGCUUUGAGGUCGCCGCGGCGAACGCGGCCUGGCUCCUGGACCGCGACGGUGCCGCGCGCGCGGUUCUCGGCGCCGCGGGCCCCGCGGGCCACGCGGCGCACGCGGCGCUCCGCUACCACCGCCUGAGCGCGUCCGAGCACGGCGGCGGCGACAGCGCCGCGGCGCUCGGCGACGCCGUGCGCGACGGCGCGCUCGUCGUCGCCGCGGGCGGCGCGGGCGUCGCGGGUUCGGAUGUCGCGGACCUGCUCGCGACGCGCCACGCGCGCGCGCUCACGUGGUACUCGCGCGCGGCGACCGCGGGGUCGCCGCGGGGCGCCUUCGCCAUGGCGGAGAUGCACGCGCGCGGCGCGCCGGGCGUGCCGCGGAACCGCGACCGCGCGCGGCGCCUCUUCGAGACCGCGCGCGCCCGCGACGAGGACCGCAUGCGCGCGCCCGUCUUCCUCGCGCUCGCGCUGCUGCGGCUCGACGAGUGGCGCGAGCGGCUCGAGGACAUCGUCGGCUUCGACGUCAUCGCUGCGCUCCCGGGCGCGCGCGGCUGCGCCGGGGCCGCGGUCGCGGCCGCGGCCGCGGCGGUCGCGGCCGCGGCGGCUUUCGUCCAGGCGCUGCUCUUCGUCACAUCGCCCUUGGCGCGAACGGAGAGGGGGUUGUGGUGGAGCUCGAUCUCGCUGCUCUUCCUCGGCUCGUCCCGGCGCGCCCCGGGCCAGGGCACGAAGGCGAAGAAGUCCGCGCCCUCGCGGCUCGCCGAGUCCCCGCUCGUCUCCGUCGCCGACCGCAGCGCAUCGCGGCGCCGGUACGCGGCCAUGGCGAGCUCGACGAUCGUCGCGACCAUGGUCAGGAUCGCCUUCGAGCGCUUCUUCGACGCGCCGAGCCGCACGCCGCCGUACUCGCCGGCGAAGAUCGGGGGGUCUUCCUCGACGCUCGGCCGGGGCGUCGGCGGGUGGAUGUGGAGCAGGAGGGGCGCGCGCGUCGGCGCGCGCGUCGGCGCGACGCUCGGCGCGGGCGUCGCGUCCUCGGCGCACGAGGAGCACGUCGACACCAGGGUCGCGGGCGCGCACGACGCGGCCAGGCGGCAGUCGUAG
Molecule: messenger RNA, 3945 nt
Organism: Aureococcus anophagefferens
Lineage: Eukaryota; Pelagophyceae; Pelagomonadales; Pelagomonadaceae
Exons: 4
Coding region: 1-3945 (1314 amino acids)
Molecular function (GO): protein binding
Source: RefSeq, a predicted model, not a curated record